AUGGAUCCCUCCUCGUCACCCCCACCGGCAUACUCAGAAAUGCCUCCAGUACCACCAAGAAAGCCAGUCAACUCUUCUGUUCCAGCUACAUACCAAUCACCACCUUCAUUACCAUCUUCUUCAGGGCCAUAUAUGUCAAUAUCAUCCUCAACCUCAGCUCCAGGGCAGUGGCUCGGGCCAGAUCCACGAUCUUCAUCUACUCAGUCUUUGUUACCAGACACCUCUCUAGACAACCUGUCCACGCCUCAUGGAGAUUUUCUAGGGCGUCGAAAACUGCUCAUCAUUUAUAUUCAUGGGUUUCUGGGUAAUGACCAAUCGUUUCGAUCGUUUCCUGCUCAUGUCCAUGCCUUACUCGCCAACCUCCUCGCAGACUCUCAUGUCAUCCAUUCAAAGAUAUAUCCACGCUACAAGACUUAUCGCUCUGUAGAUGUUGCUCGUGAUAAUUUUAGCGAAUGGCUUCGCCCUCACGAAUCACCUACAACAGAUGUCAUCCUCGUCGGCCACUCCAUGGGUGGUAUCCUGGCUGCUGAUGUUGUUCUCAUGCCCAACCCAGAUCCACAUGGAACUUACCCUUUGAAGCAUCGAAUCAUCGGCCAUGUAUCUCUAGAUUGCCCAUUCAUUGGUCUUCAUCCAGGCAUCGUUGUGUCUGGCAUAUCCAGUCUAUUCAAACCAGCACCUACACCACCUCCAGAUGAUGAUCAAGGGACUGCAGUUCCUGGCAGCCCUGAGACUUCAAGUCUAGCAGACCCCAGUGUCUCUUCGUUGUAUCUCACAAACUCUGAGAGCUCCGGUCUAGGAUCAUCGACCAGUAUUCCUUCAGUGGCAUCCUCUUCCCGGCCUCCACGCGAUCAACUUCAGAACCAGCCCUUCUUCAAUCAACCUUUCUUCAACGAUUCAGGCCUGCAAGAACGACCCUUUGUCCAAAGGAUGUUUCAUUUUGCCAACAAGUAUCGUAACGAGAAUCUGAUACAAGCUGCUGCUAGACAUAUCUUCUCAUACCUCGAGUUUGGCAGUUGUCUAGCUGAUCCGGCAGGACUCGAGGCACGAUACAGCAACAUUCGUGCCCUUGAGGAUGUUGACGAGUUCCAGCCAGGAGACAUAAAACCAGGGUCGUCUCAGCGCAUGGCGAGGGUACGCUUCGUUAACUACUACACUCUAUGUACCGGCCGUCCAAAACCACCCAAAGAUACCCCCAAGGUGGGUAGCCCUCGAUCAGAGAAUCCAACUUCUCCAGAGGCAGGUCUCAAUUUAUCACAAAGUUCAGCGUCUUCCUCGUCUGUCGAGCUAGACUUUUCGCCAAACAGAGUGAACACCGAGGACGCAAACCACCUGUACGCGCGCCAAGAGAGUCCUAUGCCGAGUAUCACUUUGGAGCACCGUGAUACAAUGGGCAACUCCAAAAAUCAUCAAACGCUACUAGAUGCAGAGACCAAAACUUUGAACGCCCACGCAUCAAGCACCACGAUCAAAGGCAGCUCCUCUCGUGAAGAUGAGUCGGUUACUUCUGGCAUGAACCGACUUUCCAUGCACAGCAUAGACCCCACCCCCAUCGACGAGGACAUCACUUCCCCACCACCUCAAGAUACCAUUUCCCCUACACCACAAGACCAAGAUCCUAUCGCUUCUGUAGAGUCGAAUGAUGCAGAGCCACAGAAAGUAGAUGCUGACCUACCUCCCCUCCCGGACCCCCCUAUAGUCCCUGAGUUUCCCGAUCCAAGUCUAUAUACCGAGAAAGACGAGCGCAAGCAAGUGGAACGUGAGGUUAAGCGUCUACGUCGUGCUUAUGAUAACGCCGUAAAGGACCAUGCCAAAGCCAUACGAGAACGCGAGAAACUCGUCGAGAAGCGUCAAAAGCGUGCGCAAAAGGAGUCUGAGAAGGCGCUCAAGGAAGCAGCUCGUCGAGAAAAAGAUGCUUUAAAGGAGUCUCAGAAGAAAGAGAAGGACGCCGAGAAGGAGCAACAACGUCAAGCUUCUGAGCGAGAAAAGCAAGCUCAAAACGAACUUGAUGGAGACGAAGAUUACCAGCAGUUCAAAGCAAAAGAAGAGGAAAGUCAACGGGAAGCAGAAGCUGAGGCUGUGGCAGAGGCCCGUGGUCUCAAGUCAGGAAAACCAAAAAAGCUGCGCAAGUUCUGCAACUUGCCUACAAAAGGCGGCAGAGUUGAAGAUCCAGCAUGGGUCGAUAUCUACAUGGCAGAUGUGGACGAGGUUGGCGCACACUGUGGUCUGUUCUUCUCAGGGUCGCAUUAUGAGAAGUUGGUUGGGGAUGUCAGUAAUCGGAUCGUGGGUUGGGUUCAAGAUGACUUGACCAAAAGGACAAUUCAGGAUAUGGGCAUGUGA
Molecule: messenger RNA, 2337 nt
Organism: Fusarium venenatum
Lineage: Eukaryota; Fungi; Ascomycota; Sordariomycetes; Hypocreales; Nectriaceae
Source: RefSeq, a predicted model, not a curated record